GAAGACGAAGAGCAGCAGGGGAACACGCACCAAAAUGCAUAUACAGAUCUUAUGAAUAUGGCUCCCCUAAAUACUGCUAUGACUGAGCUCCUAGGACGAGGGGAGCUUCCAGUAGGGGCAAUUACGUCGGCACAUGUGGGAUCCACGGAAGAAGUUUUAGGGCUUCCCUAUAUGGAGUCAUGUGUCACACUGCCAGAAUUAGGAGGGACAGACCAUGUUGAGGUGGAGAUGAUUGAGGCAGAACCUGGUGACAAUGACGAAAAUGAAUAUGAAGACGGGCAGCAAAAUGAAUACACAAAGCUGUUGAAUAUGGAGCCAAUGAGUGCUUCUAUGUCUGAGUUUCUGGAGCAUGCUCAGCUAGGCGAAAGAUCCUCAACAGCUUCGACAUCAGCUAUUUCUGAUGAAGCGGAAGUAUUAGGGCUGACACAUUCCAUUCCAACAAUAGAAGCUGAUGAAGUUGGGGAAGAGAGUUAUUUAGGCAUGACUGCCAUUGAAGCAGCAGGCGAGGAAACGGAAGAUGAUGAAGAUACACUGACGGAACCCCUUGACAAACAGAGCCAAGAAGAACUUAUAAAUCGCCUCAUGACAGAUGGAAUGUCCUUUUCCGAGGUUGCAGCUCUGUGGGGUGAGGAUGCUGAUGCUGAUAGCGAUGUGGAAGAUACACCAGCAAUGGCACUGAGUAAGACGGAGGAGAAGGAGGAUCAUGCAGCGGAAUUCGAGAAGGAAUUAAAUGAACAGCAAAGAUAUCAGUUGAAACGCAAAGGCGGUGGAGAGAAGAGGCGAAGAAGGCGUCUGCCAGCUGCCCUCCAGGGUCUGAUGGGAGAAGCCAACUUGCGUUAUGCUCGGCAGGAGUAUGAUGAAGCCAUAAAAAUGUGCAUGGAGGUCAUUCGCCAGUUUUCUCAUUCUCCAGAGCCAUACCAAACACUAGGCAUGAUCUAUGAGGAGAAGAAGAUGGCAAACAAGAGUCUGCAGUUCCUUCUAAUUGCCGCUUUCCUUAGCCCGGAUGCUGAGGAGUGGGAGAAAUUGGCUGAUUUAUCACUGCACCAGGGUGACUUCCAGCAAGCAGUUUUCUGUUGGGGCCGAGCCAUAAAAGCAAACCCCCAGAACCUUGACUACCAUUGGGCUCGCUGCGACCUCUUGGAGCGCCUGGGAGAAAAACUGAAAGCACUAAAGGGCUAUUCCCACAUGCUGAAGUACUUGAGAACUGACCAGGGCAAGGAUGGAUUAAAGCUAGCAAAAGAGAUUGCAAAGAUACACUAUGAAAACAAAGAUGUCCACUUAGCCCGAGAUGCUAUGGAAACUGCCUUUAGGAAAUACCCAUCCUAUGUUACCCCAGAGGAUGUGAACUUAAUGCUUGAAGUAUUAAUGCACCAACAGGAGUAUACAAAGUGUAUAGAGAUUCUUAUUAAUCAUGCUGGGGUUCAGCUUUUGAAUAAGAAUGUUGGUGAAGAGGAAUUCCACAGUCGCAGUUUAGAGGAACAGUUAUCACAGGCAACUGAAUGUUAUGUUCCUGCAGACUUAUUGAUUGAUCUUCACACAAAGUUGACUGUGUCCCUGAUUCAUGUGAAAGCAUUUGAAAUCAGUGCACCACUGGUUGAGCAGUUGAUGAAUGAAUCGGUGGAGGAAUUCGGUGACCUGUACUUAGAUAUAGCUGAAGCCUACAUGGAUGUUGAUUUCCAUGAAGCUGCCCUUCAGUUGUUGCGUCCACUCAUCAACUCAGAUCACUAUAAUGUUGCUGCUGUUUGGCUCCAGUAUGGGGAGAGUUUGGCAGCUGUCGACCAGAUGGAAGAAGCUGCUGAGGCAUACAAUAAGGUGGUGAGACUGGCACCGCAGCAUGCUGAAGCCCGUCUGCUCUCAUCCAUCCUGCAGUCGCUUGGCCGCCUGGAUGAAGCUCUCCUCAUUCUGAACCAAGAGAGUGACUUUGAGCCUUUAGACUCACAGCUCCUCUUCCAGCGAUGCAAGAUCCUGCUGGAUCAGAACCUUGUUGAUGAAUUUAUUAAUGCUGCUAAGUUGCUGUUCAGGAGGCAUUUUAUUCACAUUAGAAAUCGAGAUGAGGCUGAAGCCAUGAUCAGCAACAAGAAGCUGAGCAACAAAUAUGAAGCCAUCCGAGAACUCCGGCGUUCCAAAAAUGAGAGUCUGGAAGACAAUGGACCAGCUUACACAGGGCCAGAUGUGUCUAUAGAAGAUCAGUGGGAACUCUUUACCAGUGUGUGUAAUAUCCUUCAUGAAAAGAAGAGGUUUGAAGAACUAGAAAGAAUGACUUUCACAGCCCUUGGGUCUAAAGAAUUCAUGAAGGACAAGGAACGUGCAAGAGAGGUCGAGUUCAUGUGUCUCUUAGCCUGUAUCUACAAUGAAAGCUCCUACUUUGCCUACAACAUUAUGAGGGAGCUUGUGAUCAAGAAUCCUGAGAAUGAGAGAUGCUGGAACCUACUCAACCUCAUCAUCUCCAAAGCGGACGAC
Molecule: messenger RNA, 2460 nt
Organism: Penaeus vannamei (Pacific white shrimp)
Lineage: Eukaryota; Metazoa; Arthropoda; Malacostraca; Decapoda; Penaeidae
Source: RefSeq, a predicted model, not a curated record